Anopheles funestus (African malaria mosquito) is the source of this 9852-nucleotide messenger RNA. It is a transcript of the gene Tusp, whose product is annotated as serine-rich adhesin for platelets. NCBI's taxonomy places the organism in Eukaryota, Metazoa, Arthropoda, Insecta, Diptera, Culicidae. The transcript has 9 exons. Gene Ontology annotation, molecular function: protein binding. The record is from RefSeq and is a predicted model, not a curated record. The coding region runs from base 1266 to 6302 and encodes 1678 amino acids.
AGGCACGCAUUGUAGCGGUAACAAAGAUAAAUGUUUAGUAUCGUCACAUAGUGUCUGGUUUUGCCUGAAUGUAUGCAAUUAGUAAUACAUGAUACUAAUUACGAUGCCAACGAAAUGUCAUUUGUGGUCUGGCUGUGUUUAAUCAAACGGAUUUUUCCACCCACAUUCAUCCAUUCGUGGUUCUUGUGGUGCCUUUUAUAGCUAAUUUGCACACCACAAUUUAUGGAACAGUGACGAUUAAUUAUGAAUUACCUAUCAUCCAUAAUGAUACCGAAAAUAAGCAAAACAUCUACAUCGUGUUUCUUAUUUUUUGACCAUGCGUUUCGACGUUGCUGAGAUGUAAAACAUUAGCCAAGGCAAGGUGGAAAAUCCAUUUUCCGCCCAAAUGGUACACAACCAGCAGGGGAGCAAAAGUAGUCGGAAGAGAAACGAUCAUGCGAUGCCUUGACAUUGACGCUUUUGAUGAUGCUUAGCCAAAAAUAGCGGACAGCAUGGUUUCGAAGGUGUGUGGGUAAGUGUUUCGUGGGAUGCCAGGAGGACAUAUGUUGCCAAUCACGGUUCACAAACGUUUUCGUUAACUUAUACCCCCACGAGUCCCCCCUUCUUUUCCUUUCUUUGCGAUUGUUCAUUUGCAUUUUCUUCGCGGCGGGGUUUUUGGUGCCCGAUUUGUGACAGGUGAAAGUGGAUAAGUGAUCACCGACGGGUAUAAACAAAACGUGACAUAAUGACGGUACGGUGAUCAACAGAUGAGACACAUGUCCUUCGUGCGGUUGUCGGAACUGUUGGCAUCGGUUUAUUAUAGGCUAUUGAGAGAGAGAGAGAGAGAGAACAUCACCAUUUUAACGCAGCAUCGAACCCAUCGGUGACAACGGUGACAGAUGGUGCUGAAAUGAUCCGUGCAAACGAGCUCUCAAAGACGUUACAGCUUUCCCUAGCAUCGUAAGGACCAUACCGGUACAAUCUGGCAACAUUAUAUCGACAUUCAUCCACUUGUGACAAGUGCUUUCCUUUUUUCGUUUUUUCUCUUCACACAUUCGGUAAUACAUUUCAAACAGUUAAUUUUGCUCUCCUAACUCCAGAACUUCGGUCGUACCGUGGUUUAAGGCAGCUGAAGUAACAGAAAACGGUGUUAUCCUGGUUGUGUGCCGUGAAGGAAUCGUGAAUGUCGUGAAUCGAUUGCGUGACACACCUACCAGUGACAAAGUGUGUUGCAUGUGGGAGGGUGCAGUAGCGUGCACGUGACCCUUCUGCCCUAGGCCGACAUCAUGCAUUUGCAUUUUGAGAAAAACUCCAACACAAGAUGCGACUGCCCAAUACUGUCACUGUCCUGGAUGGGCAAGGUGCCGGAUGACAUACCGGAGGAAGAGGGAUGGAAGUUAAACCGUACCAACUACUAUCAGGAAGGUUGGUUAGCAACGGGGAACGUGCGGGGAAUUGUUGGAGUCACGUUCACGACCUCACACUGCAAGAAAAAUGUCGAUUACCCGCUAAGGACAAACUACAAUCUUCGUGGACAUCGGUCCGAUGUGAUCCUGGUUAAGUGGAACGAACCCUACCAGAAGCUGGCAAGCUGUGAUAGUUCCGGCAUUAUCUUCGUAUGGAUAAAGUACGAAGGUCGAUGGAGCGUGGAGCUCAUCAAUGAUCGUAACACACCGGUGACACACUUUUCCUGGUCACACGAUGGGCGGAUGGCGUUGAUCUGCUACCAGGAUGGUUUUGUGCUGGUCGGUUCCGUCGCUGGGCAGCGAUAUUGGUCGUCGAUGCUGAAUCUGGACGCAACCAUCACGUGCGGUAUCUGGACGCCAGACGAUCAGCAGGUGUACUUUGGCACUACCCAGGGACAAAUCAUUGUGAUGGAUGUACACGGUGCGAUGGUGUCACAGGUACCGCUCAGCUCGGAUGUAGGCAUUACGGCGAUGGCAUGGUCGUGCGAGAAGUUCAAGAUGGAGGAAGGUGAAGAUACGGAACCGGGCGUUACCAACGCAUCGAAGCGUAGCUUCGUGUUGGCCGUGAGCUUCCAGAACGGGUACAUUUAUCUGCUAAAGUCGUACGACGAUAUUACCCCAAGCCAAAUCCAUACGGGCAUGAACGGUGAGCUAGGAAUUGUGAUGGAGUGGAGUAACUCGCGGGAACUGUUGGCCGUCGCCGGGACAGAGCUGGGCAACCCGCACGUGACUGAUAUCCAUGGUGCUACGGUGUACAACAAUCUACUCAAGUUCUACACCGAAUCCGGUAAUCUUCUCUACACCGCCAAAAUUCCAAAUAGUGCGUAUCCAGUUUCUGCCCUUACAUGGGGUCAUAAUGAUAAGCGAAUUUUCAUAGCGACGGGAACACAGGUACAUAUUGCUUGGGUUUCAAGACGCGUCGCAUCGCUGCAGCUGUUCUGUCGUCUGAAAGUGCAAACUUCGUUGGCUUCGGAAGCAUUGCUGCCAAGACUGCCCCUGCCCGGUCGGAUAAAGGCACUGAUCGGGAAUCUGUUUGCUCAAACCAUACGGUGCUGUGUUCCCGAUUUGAAGUCACUACGAGAGUUUGUGUCGCGUCCGCCAGCCUGUUCGACGCGAUUGCACUGUACGAUGAUACGACACGAUGACGAUUCCAACCAGAGCUCAGGGACAUGCUACACGCUCUAUUUGGAGUUUCUCGGUGGUCUGGUGCCACUGCUCAAAGGCAAACGAACCUCCAAAAUACGGCCAGAAUUUGUGAUAUUCGAUCCUCAGGUUGAUGAAGUUUCUACAUAUUGUACAUAUUCAUCUGAUUCGACCACCACCACAACCACGACGAAAAGUUCUUCGACAUCUAGUCACUCCACAACUGGCACAAACGGUCGCUCAGAUAGCUCGGAGAGCGACAUCGAUGAUGAAUGCCGUAAGCCAACGUGCUCCAAUCGUAAGAAUCGAACGAAAUGUGAUAAUAUUUGUCUUAUUGCAGGGUCUCCACGGCUAGAUCGAAAACGAAAGACUGGGACGAAAAAACGCAACCCUAGCAGCAACGAUCGAUCUCCGAACCAGAAUUCCGACUCCACAGAAAAUAAUGAAGAUUUAGCUUAUCUCGACACAUUACCAGAGCACGUGAAGCUUGUUGAAGUAACGUCCAACAUCUGGGGAACAAAGUUUAAGAUACAUGGGCUAGCCAAAACUCUCCCGGCUAAUCUCGGACAAGUGACGUAUAAAACGUCGCUACUCCAUCUACAGCCACGCCAGAUGAAACUAGUCAUUACGGAGCUGCGCGACGAUUUCCCCACCGGCCCGGAUCCUAACUUUAAUCCGAACAUUUUUUCCGAGGACGAAGAAGAUCAGCAGCAUCAGCAACAGCUGCAGCAGCAACAUCAGCAUCAUCAACAGCACACGCAUCAAAUGCAGCAUCACUCACAGCACCAUUCCAACGGUACACACAGUCAAUCGCUAGGAACGUCCUCCAGAGACAGUUCCGGUUCGGGUGCUAUUAGUCGAAAGUUGCUAAACGAAAGUGCCCCACCAAUCGCACCGAUGUCUCCACGUCCGAAUCGUUUUCCUUCGCGACCUCGCCGGCAACAGCACCAACCAUCGGCAUUGGCCGGAUGUUCAUCAGCAACCGGUGGACUCUCACGCAAUGGUUUGCCGGGAUUGGGUCCACUAGCACGUGCCGAAUCGUACGAGGACGAUACAGAUGGGGCAGAAUCUUCCGUUGUAGUCGUGAGCGAUCUUCAUAGUGCCGCCGCACGAACUCCACCACGUCAAAGCAUUGGGUACAGUCUCGUUAGUCGACCAUCAUCCGCCUCUAGCAAUCAAUCACGCGUUGCCAUUAGCCCGCUUUACUGCGAGGGUUCGGUGCCAACGCUUCAAUCGCCGAAGAAUGCUGUAGCGCCGAGUGAUAUUAUCUUCGAUCGCCCACCAGCAGGACAGACGACACUUAUGAGCUAUUCUAGCAAUAACGACUAUAUUGGUAGCUUGGUCCAGGUAAAGAAUGCUCUUGUAUCAUCCGAUCACCAUCAUGGACGCAGCACAAUGAAUACGACCAUGCCAUUAAACUUAAAUCUCAAUCUUGAUCGUACGGAAGCGAAUCGAUCGAUGUGCACGAACGGUAGUAGUGGGAAAGACACGCAACUAGCCAAUGCCCGGUGCACACCGAAAAAGCAAAACCUCAAAUUUAUCGACGAAGAAUCGACGCCCAGUACAUCGGCUACUGCUGUAGUUUCUGCCUCGAUACAAACUCCUACGCCUAGUAAUUCUACCACUACCGCUGCACCGACAACCGCUGCCGAUUCGAAUGGACUUGAGACACCCAUGUCGGAAACGGGAUGUGGUAUGCACCGAACUCCUACCGUUGCUUCGAUGAUGCCUUUCAUCCCUUCGAGCGCUUCCGGAACUACAAGUACCCGCAUUCCAGAUUCAAUUACGCGUAGCUGCAGUGUGGGAUAUUUGGAUAACAUGACGAUUGUGCCGGGUGAGGAAGCUCUCUCAAUGAUGCGGCGUGAUGCACCUUACAAGCGACUCGUACUGGUCGAUAAGAAACGACAGAAGAAAUACAAACGCAACCUAGACGAAUUGCGCCAAGCGACAAGAUUGCGAGUGGACGCGAAAUCAAAAAGCCUUGACUCCUGCUCGGAUAUUUUACAAGACGUGCCCAAUCUAAACCGUGAUCUGAUCAACCUGUUCCGCCAGAUGCCGAAAGUGAACGAACUGUCCGAAAAUGAGACAGAAUAUUCUUCGUCCGAUCAACUGAUUGUCGGUGGGAAAAGUUGCUUAAAGGAGAUAAAUGGAGUGGUCGCACGAAAGGGUGCACCGAUGAAGUUUGGCCCAGGAGUAUCCGGUCAGGGUGGAUCAAAAACUCCAGUACUGAAUCGUAAAGAAAAGCCAAAAAGUUGUUCCAUUUGUAAACAGAUCUCUCCGACGGUUAACUCCACCGAACCAAUAUGUGUGAAGUGUCGCAAAACUAGCAUCGUUCAGGACGUGCCGGUGGAUGACGGUAGAAAAGAAAGCUCGGUGGGUGCAGCGGGAACAACGACGACAAAUGAUUCGCAGGUAAUUACCAACGGUCAUGAUACGGUGAGUGCUGGCAAGCCACCUCAGGCACCACCUAAAGCUAAACGUACCACUCUUGGACAGUAUAUCCGGUCAGCGUGCAGCAAUCACUACGGCGAUCACUCGAAUGGGAAAGACUCGAACGGUGCCGUUACGUCGUCUGGGAAAGGUGGCGGAUUUUUCGAUCGCAAGUCUUCGUCCACCCAUCAGCAGCAGAACUUACAACAGUCACAGGUAGCGAGUAGUGAAUGUACGGCAGGAAGUUCAGACCCGCCAGCAGCACCAGCUCCGUCCAACAGCACACCAUCCCGUUCGGUGGCCAGGAUCGUAACGAGCUUCACCGAUAGUCCUCUAUUUUCACGACGCAACCGACAAGCCAAAGCGAUGGAAAGUGGAGCAGACUCCACUAAACCGCCGAGCGAAUCGAACACACCGAUUCUACUGCGCUGGAACGCAAACCGACACAACAAGCAAAGUAAAGCGGAUUCUGUCGAUUCACCGAAGAAGCAUCGUCGCAACGGUAGCUGCCCGGGACCGAGUAACGAGUCGUCCAUCGAUGGUGGAGAAUCGUCCAUUGGAAUGGCUUCGGCAUCAUCGCAAACGGAAGAUCCACGACCGAGCGGAUCGGGACAUAAUGGGCCGGGGGGGCUUAUUAGUAGAUGGCGCGAUAUGGAAGAUGGUGGCCGUCAGUCUACACCACCGGCCUCACCAGCACGACUAGCGCGAAGUUCUCCGGCAUCGCCCACACCAAGCAAGAAAAGCAAACGGCACCAAAGUGCUUCGCCUAUAAGGCACAUUUUGAACUCUCCCCUGCUAAAUCGGCGCCAGCGAAAAAAGCAACACACCGAAAGCUCCGACGAUGAGAAUGGUGGCGGUGGUAGCCACAACCACAGCAGUCCCAGUAACCAUACGGAUGACAGCAGUGGUAGUACGAGCGCGAAACAGUACCGUGAUCUUGAAACGUUCCAGAAGGCACAGCUACGACAGAAGCUGAAACGUGGAAAAAUCGAACCGAAUGGUGUGGCCAGCUCUUCGCAAUCACCUGCCCCGGUACGUCGCGAGUUUGUGAUGCACAAUAAGGCCCCGAUGUGGAAUGAAAACAGUCAAGUUUAUCAGCUAGAUUUUGGUGGGCGCGUUACACAGGAAUCGGCGAAAAACUUUCAAAUCGAAUUUCGUGGCAAACAGGUUAUGCAAUUUGGGCGCAUCGAUGGUAACGCGUACACGCUCGACUUCCAGUACCCAUUUUCGGCCCUGCAAGCAUUUGCUGUCGCACUGGCGAACGUUACACAGCGGCUAAAAUAGUGUGCUUUUGCUUCGUUUCCACUCGCGCCGACUCACGACGGUACUAAUCGCCUUAAAACAUUGACUCACUCACCAUCACUGGUGACCGAUGGGCGCAGUGAUCGCCAAACGAUCGACACCAGAGACUGUGGCUCUACAUAUCACAAUGAUUGUCGCUGUGCAGAAGAAGCGAAGAAGUGGCCGUUGCGUUGUUGCAUUCGCGUGUUGUUAAUAAUUGCGCUUUAUACAUCCGGUAGUUUCGCUAUUGCUUUAGUCAUCUUUCCGGUGUGAGCUUUAACCAUCGUCGCCCCGAAAAAAAAUUAUGCUAUCGUUGUCGUUUGCUGUUGUGGAACCGUACAUUUAUCAUCAUCUGCUAGCUAACUCUUCUCAUCUGCAUGCACCAUCUGCACAACUCAUCGCCGAAAUUGUUAUUUCCAUGUCGAUCGUUUUCAUCGUAUCACACAUAUCAUUAACAUUAGUAAAGCUAGUAAUCAUCGUAAGACGCGGCCGAGUGUGGCGUAAGAAAGCCACAUGUUCGUAAAAUGUACGUAAUACGUGGAUAAGGCGAUGCAAAUAAUGUGCUCUUUUCUAACGCUAUCAAUCGGAAGGGGAUGGACGCAUUUUAAAUGAACGAAAUUGAGAAUAGUUCUUUUGUAAGUUGUGAAAAAGCGGGGGGUUUGGAAGAAAAUAGCGACGAAGCUGCCGUGCAGCGAAAUUGGGAAAGUGUAAUAUUCCAUUAUUUAUUUUUUUUUAAAUAUAGAAUCAACAAUACGAACCUGAUACAGCCCGAUAUAUGCCAAGUUUGUAAAGUGGCAACAAAUUGUUAGAUAACAUGAAAUUAGCUAAAAUUCAAGUAUCAAAACGCGUAUUCCGUAUUGGGCUAGUUUUAUACGGCGACUGUCCAGUGCGAGAGAGAGAGAAAGACAGGGGAAGCCGGUAUUAAUUUUUCUAAUCUUGCGUGCGUCCGAUUUAACCAAGUCACCGAUCGCACCACCGAUCGGAAAACGUCCAGUGCGCGCUGUAAUCGCUUUAGCUAAUGGUUCAAUAAUGAAGCAAUUUCUAAACCACUUUAUUACCUUUGUUACAUCACUCUGCAAAGCUUGUGGAUUAGCCAUUUCUUUUCUACUAAUAAUCCACGCGUGUCUUCUAGUCAGCCAGAGCCGUAUGCGUAUGCUCUCGAACCGCAAAAGGAGUAUUUUGUAUGAAAAUGAGAAACGUUUUGAGACAAAUCAGCAGCAGGGGCUUUUUUGUAGCAAAUGUAAAUAUGGGGUACAUUGGAGGAAAUGAGCAGAAGCAUUAGCGAUUUUUGUACCUUUGUAAACCGUCUUAAGCGUACGACAGGGGACGGACAGCAAGACGAAAACUACACUCAAACCUACGUUACCACGCAAGCAAAGCAGUUUGUCACCCCUUUCGUCUAGUUAUCAACGGAGCGUGUACUUAACAAUAUUGUGCGUAGUUCAAUUCAUUACCGAAAUCAUCCAAUUACCGUACAUAUAAUUAAUAAGAACGCGUCUGAUAUAUUCUGUAUAUUUUUAAGACACCAUUGUUUGCUGUUUGUAGAGCUCCACGCGAGAGUUUCCAUGUCCCUGGUCGCUAGGAUCAUCUCAAUUGAUCUCAUUAUUGGUGCCGCCAUUAUGGUAAAUCGCGAUCGUUGUUUUCCCCCCCUCCCAAACUUUCCGUCUGUUGAUUUCUGUUGCUGUUUUCUGUACAACUGUUACGUUACGAUGCUGUGGUUUAGUUUUAAGCAAAUUGUUUUACACUAUUUUACACUCCCUUUUUGCUGCAAGCUGUACAUUUUCUAGCUAUUCGCUUUUUGCUCUUUGUUGAAAUGUCACUAGUCAAAACGCUGUAGCUACGUAAGUAAUUAGAGUACGUGUAUGCCGUUUAGUUGGAAUUCGUCCCAAAGCUUUACCAAACCGAACAAACGAACCAGUGUGGUACAAAAAAAAAUUGUAGGACAGCGACAUAAUCGAUGAGAUGGAAGUAAAAAAAAAGGGCAAAAAUGUAACGCCCGCCAUAUUCACACUGCUUACAAAUAUUGUGAACGCGUUAACCAUAUUUUAGUACGCCAAGCUAAUGAAAAGGCCAUUACAAAAACACACAAAAAACGCGUUCGAUUUUAGUUGUAACAAUAGACACGAAUGUAAAACUAUCGCUUACGACAGGAUGAACAACAACAAAAAAAGACACAAAAGCCAAAUAUAAAAUUCCAUCCAAACGGUAUCGUUUGCAUAUCGCUCGUUUACGUAUGUUGGUUUACAUUUUUUUGUUAGCUUUCUUUUUCUACACAGACAAACUGUACUAAAUGGCCCCGUAUAUAUAUAUAUACACGUAUUGGAAAAUUAGUGAAAACAGGAAAACAAACUAUAAAACGACUCAGCAUAAGAAAUAUUUUACACCGCAUACGUCCGCCCUAUGGCUGCCAGUACUUCCCAGGAAAGAAGGAACAGCUUCCGAAUGAAACCGUAAACCAAUAGAAACAGUAACGUAAGCAAAGCAGAAAGGCAAAGUUUUAACACCAUUCAAAACUCACCGUAAAAUAUUGUUGUAGUGAAGUAGUAAAUCCAAAAAUGGAAGCUGCCACAAGGGAGAAACAAACAAAACCAUAAUGAAAAACAGUAUAAUCAUUUACUUACCCUUUGUACAUACUUACAUCCUUCUCGUUGUGCAAAUGGUGUAGAUUUUGCGUACAGUAAAGAAUAAUUUAAAAACAACCGUCGUAGAUGAUGAUGAUGCUUAAACCGUUUUCAUUUAACGCUAUGAACGGGUGUGCAAUUUAACAUGUCUUUUGUAAUUUCUGAUGCCUGAUUGCCAGAAGUAAUUUUCUUGCCAAACAGUUACGCAUCGCAAAUAGAUGGUUUUUUUUUAAUUAUACUUUUACACUAAACAGAACUAAAUGCGGAAUUGAAAAUAAAUAAAAACAAAAGUUAUGUUUCCUUCGCAACGUAUCCAUCCAGUUUGAGGAGACGUCUUUGGAUUAGUGUUGGACAAUGUUUUUAAAAUGUCCACAAAAUCAAAUACCAGCAUCAGCUGGACAGAUUAAGUACGUACCGUAGUGGAACACCUUUUUUGCUUUAGCUACCGGAGGAAGUGUGCUGCUUCCAGAAAGGGCUUCGAAAAGCAAAACCAUUUAUAGCGCUACCCGAUGGCAAUAGAAUGCGUUUCAAUUACGCUUUUAGAUAAAACACACACACACAAAUGUACAUCAAAUUUUGCGUAAAAUGUUACAAAAAAAAAAACAAAACCCCGCCCCAAAAUACAAAACAUACGAUAGGGAAAGGUUUUUGGCUGCUGGUAGGAGAAUACAAAAAUAAAAGCUGUAAAGCUUGUAGCACUGGCAGAACGCACGUUUUGGGUAGGCAUUGGAAUUGGCUAGGAGCUAAAUGUCUAGGAAAAAAUUGUACACAGAAUUGUACGGCGGCCGUUGAUGUGCAAGUGAUACGAACUGAAAGGACCGUGGCAAUAAACGUAACAACAACAUUUCUAUUGCUACCGUUACGAGACGAUGUAUAAAUGCGAUAAUAAAGAAAUGCCGUUCAAUGUUCGAAAGAGCGAAAGUGUCUAGAAA